AUGAGCUCGCCCGGCUUCGAGCACCGCUGGCCGUGCCUGCCCGCCACGCGCGUCUGGCGCGAGCGCGAAGCGUGGAGGGGGGUGUCGUUCCUCCGCCCCUCGGAAGAGCGCAGGAGCGGUAUCUGCGCAGGGGAGCGCCGCGGGGGCCGCUGCCCCCCACCCGGGGGACUCGGAAUCGUUUCUACCAAGCGGAGCCUGUGUGGGAGCCGCCGGUGUCUGCCGGAGGAGCGCAGCGGAGGACACCGAGUCGCAUCGCUGGUGCUGGGUAACGAGCGGGGCGUGAGGGAGGAAAAAAAAAAAGACGACCAAAAAAAGCGGGCUCGUCCGGGAUUUGAACCCGGGACCUCUCGCACCCUAAGCGAGAAUCAUACCCCUAGACCAACGAGCCGCCAUAAGGAGCCCUUUCUCUCCCUUCCAGAGGAACGCUCGAGCGCUGCCGCCGGGUCCGGCCCGCCCGCAGCCGGGGGCGGUGCAGGCCUCGGGCUGCGCCGUCGGCUGGAGCCGACGCGGGCUGCGGGUCGUUCGCCGGGCCCGAACGCUCUCUUCUACUGCAGCCGUGCCCACGAGCUUGUAAGAGGAGCCGAAAUGAGAAGCCCCGCGAAAACAGCGUCACAUAAACGUGAGGUGGCAAACGGGCUCCGUGUGACAGCCGAGCGUUUCCAGGCGGGUGCCAGCCUGUGACCUGACUCGUCGCAGCAGCCCGGCGGCCGUGGAGGCCGAGGUUUCCCCCCUGCCGCACUCAGCCUGGGGGGCCGGGAGCCCUGCGGCUCACCUCGGCACGCGUCUGCCCGGGCAGGGGCUGUGUGGCAGUACGUUGCACCCGUAACAGGCUGCCCCGAGGGGUGGCUGUGCCAGCUGGGCGCCCACCCACCCCUCACGGCCGCCCGAACGCCUGCCCCGCCGGUGCCGCAGCCCACCGAGGAGCGGUCGGGCCUUGCGGGGACUGUUCUUCCGCAGCGGCCUUGUUGGGACAGCUCAAACAAAUCUCGGGCGCGCAGCCUGUCCCGCUUUUUUGCGGUGCUCCCUGUUACUGAUGAGGCAUGCGCACGCCGUUGCUGCCCGUGCUGUUCUCCGGGUUUCUUCCAAUGGCUGUGGCAACCUUAUCUACCCUUGUGUGCAAAAUGUGCUUAAUAUCGGUCUAGCCAUUAACCGCAGCAGUCAAACCACAAACCCCAACCAAAAGAAAGGCUCACGGUUCAUUUCCAGAAUUUAAAACUGUACUACAGCCAAGCAGUGGUGACAUCACUUUCCUACUUUACAGGUGAUGAUUUUAUGGAGACCUGUUUAAAUAUCAGAGUCUUCUUACAAGAAACACUGAUGCUGGUCAGGCUACACUGAUGCUGGUCAGGCCAGUGCUACCCUGGUUCUUGUCUCCAUACAGUAAUAGUCGCUAAACUAAUUUUGCCUAUAUUCCAAGAAACUGGGGGGGAAGGUGGGAGGGAGAUACAGGAAAAAUAAUUGCUUUCAUUUUAUGGGCUUUUUUGUAUAUGAAGGUUAUCAAGAAUACUUGUGGCUCGAGUUGUUCCGUGGCAUCAGUUCAGCACCGGAAUAGCUCAUCAUUAGCAUCCUUUUCCAUUGCAAGUUUUCCUCAGAACACUUCUCCUUGUGUAGUGGGUGAUCCAAGACAUUCUUCUUAACUGAAUUACAGAAAAAUAAUUAUCAAACUCUUCCAAGUACUGUAUGCAAUUACUGUGCUGCUACCAGCUCUGAGUUUUGAAAGAACCACUGCAUUUCUAUUUAACCAGAGUAAACAUAAAUGUAGCACUAUCUGCCAGUCACAAUUUCUCCCAACUUGAAGAGGAAAAAGUAAUGUAAUAGACACCCAAUACUUUCUUUUACAAAUAGAGCUUGUUUUUUCUUGCUC
Aquila chrysaetos chrysaetos is the source of this 1864-nucleotide messenger RNA. RefSeq lists its product as uncharacterized. NCBI's taxonomy places the organism in Eukaryota, Metazoa, Chordata, Aves, Accipitriformes, Accipitridae. The transcript is spliced from 2 exons. The record is from RefSeq and is a predicted model, not a curated record. Bases 1 to 681 code for a protein of 226 amino acids.